Strongylocentrotus purpuratus (purple sea urchin) is the source of this 4060-nucleotide messenger RNA. It is a transcript of the gene pik3ca, whose product is annotated as phosphatidylinositol 4,5-bisphosphate 3-kinase catalytic subunit alpha isoform. The record is from RefSeq and is a predicted model, not a curated record. Gene Ontology annotation, cellular component: phosphatidylinositol 3-kinase complex, class IA; plasma membrane; phosphatidylinositol 3-kinase complex, class IB. The transcript is spliced from 15 exons. NCBI's taxonomy places the organism in Eukaryota, Metazoa, Echinodermata, Echinoidea, Camarodonta, Strongylocentrotidae. Gene Ontology annotation, biological process: cell migration; phosphatidylinositol-3-phosphate biosynthetic process; phosphatidylinositol-mediated signaling. The coding region runs from base 98 to 2620 and encodes 840 amino acids. Gene Ontology annotation, molecular function: 1-phosphatidylinositol-3-kinase activity; 1-phosphatidylinositol-4-phosphate 3-kinase activity.
UGUCACUUUGAUUCUUUUUGUCUCUCUUUACCCAGGUGGUCUAACAAUAUGGGUGUGGGUGGUGUCGCUGACGGGCCAUCAGGAGAAGUAUUCAAUCAUGGCUUCCAAAGACCUCACUCCAGAACUCAUCAUUGCCAGAGUGAUCUCCAAAAGAACAGAGGACAUGGAUAUCACCAAUCAUCAACGUAAGAAGUGCAUAGAGGAGUACAAGACUACCUAUGUCCUGAAGGUGUGCGGGUGUGAGGAGUACCUGCUUGAUGAUAACUAUCCAGUGUCACAGUACAAGUAUAUCCGGCAGUGUAUCCUGAAGAGCAAGAUUCCAGAGCUGAUGCUGAUGUCCAAAGACACCGUCCUCAACAGUCUCCCGGACGUCCACCUCCUACUACCGUCCUACAUGAGACGGGCUUCCACCAUGCCUUCCGACCGGACCACCUCCUGCGUCUGGGAGGUAGAGGAGAACCUGAGAGUCAAGAUCAACUUUGCCACCUACGUCAACGUCAAGGAACUAGACAAGAUAUACGUCCGAACAGGCAUCUACCACGGGGAAGAGCCUCUGUGCCCCAUCGUGUCUACGGAGCAGGUCCCGUGGUCAAACCCUCGCUGGAACGAGUGGUUGACCUAUGACAUCAAGGUCAAUGACAUUCCUCGUAGCGCUAGGUGGUGCGUCUCGAUAUGCUCAUCGGAGAAGAGGAAAGGAAAGAAAGAGGGUGGCUUUGCAAUAGCCUGGGGCAACAUCAACCUCUUUGACUUCACCAACCGGCUUCAGAUGGGCAACAUGCGCCUCUACCUCUGGCCCCCGCCCAAGGGCAACGACGACCUCCUCAACCCCUUCGGCCAGACUGGACCAAACCCCAACAAGGACGCCCCGUGCCUGGAACUGGAGUUCUACCGCUACCCUCACAGUCUGCUCUUCCCGUGCUACUCCCAGAUCCAGCAGUUUGCCUUUUUCGUGACCAAAGCGCAGAGGAGGGAAGAGAUAAACGGGGAGAAACCUCCUACGGAAGAGGAGCUCGUGCUACUGGAGGAAAUCUUGAACAGGGACAGACUGCAUGAGAUGUCUGUGCAGGAGAAAGAACUUGUCUGGAAACUCAGACUUGUAUGCAGAGAAUAUCCAUACUCGCUACCAAAGCUGCUUAGCUCUGUCAAAUGGUACAGCAGAGAGGAUGUAUCACAGCUGUACGUUCUCUUGAAGGACUGGCCAGACAUGGACGCCGAGACUGCUCUAGGUCUCCUAGACUGUAGCUAUGCUGAUCUGGGUGUCAGGACAGAAGCAGUCAACUGCCUAGAUCGUAUGUCGGAUGAACAGGUCACACAAUACUUACUUCAACUUGUACAGGUUUUGAAGUACGAGUCCUACCUAGACAACCCUCUUGCCAGGUUUCUUCUCAAACGAUCUCUGUACAACCAAAGGAUUGGACACUUCUUCUUCUGGCAUCUAAGAUCUGAGAUGCACAAGCCGAGCGUGAGCAGACGUUUUGGUCUGAUGCUUGAAGCGUACUGCCGGUCACUCGGUCCAUACCUCAAGCUGCUGGUCAGACAGGUGGAGGCUCUGGACAAACUCUCCAAGCUUACCGAAAUGCUCAAUGAGAAGAAGGACGACACAAACAGGGACCGGUUAAAAUACCUAGCAGAGCACAUGGCACAGCCGGACUUCAUCGAAGCUCUCCAGGAGCUUCCCUUACCCCUGAACCCCUCCUUCUCCUUGGGCAAGCUCAGAGUCGACAAGUGCAAGAUCAUGUCGUCUGCAAAGCGCCCUCUAUGGCUAGAAUGGGAGAACCCGGAUCAGAUGUCAAUGUCCAUGUGUGAAGAUCUCAAGAUUAUCUUCAAGAGGGGUGAUGAUCUGAGACAGGACAUGUUAACCCUUCAGAUGAUUCAGAUCAUGGAUUCAAUAUGGCAGCAGCAUGGACUAGACCUCAAGAUGACACCUUACCGUUGCCUAGCAACAGGGAACAUGACCGGUUUGAUUGAGGUUGUGAGGAACUCUUCUAACAUCUAUGACAUACAGCACAAGGCAGGUAUUAUGAGCACCCUACAGCUCAAGAGUGGUGUCAUACAUCAAUGGAUCAAGGAAAAGUGCAAAGGAUCACAAUACGAUGCUGCAGUCGAUACCUUCACCAAGUCGUGUGCAGGAUACUGUGUAGCUACGUUCAUCUUGGGUAUAGGAGACAGACAUAGUAGUAACAUCAUGGUCUCACAGCAGGGACAGAUCUUCCACAUAGACUUUGGCCAUUUCCUUGGUCACGUCAAGAAGAAGUACGGCAUCAAGCGAGAGAGGGUGCCCUUCGUUCUUACAGAAGACUUCCUCAAGGUCAUCACCAAGGGCAACGACGUAUCCAAGAGUUUAGAGUUCAAGAAAUUCCAGGAGCUGUGUUGCCAGGCCUACCUGAUCCUGCGAGACCACUCCAACCUUUUCAUCAGCCUCUUCACCCUCAUGCUAGGCACGGAGAUCCCCGAACUCCAAUCCAUCGACGAUGUCGGCUACCUCCACAAGACGCUCGCCGUCGGUAAGACCGAGACCGAGGCCCUCGAGUAUUUCCUUAAGCAACUGAACGACGCUCACGGCGGCGGUUGGACUACCAAAAUGGACUGGCUAUGCCAUGCGCUCAAACAUGGAAUAUGAAUAGCAUAUUCCAAUCCAUCGACAAAGUUGGCUACCUUGCCGUCGGUAAAAACUGAGACCAAGGCCCUUGAUUAUUCCUCAAGCAGCUAAAGGACGGUUAGAUUUCUAAUUUGCAUCCUGUGGUCGGGGAAGACGAAGCGCCCCACUGGUAGUUGGUCUGCUUGGCUUUUAGGCUCAUGAGCUCAGUGAAAGUAGGAUGGUAAAAGUUGACUAACUAUGCGGUGCGCUCAAAUAUGGAAUAUGAAGAGAAGUGAUAAGGUGAAAUUUCCGAUGCGCAGCGAUUGGUUGGAGAACAAUAAGCAUAGUGGCAGUUGGUCUAUGUGGCUCGAGCGCAUGGUGGCGGUUGACCGACAAAAAGGGACUGGUUUUGCCAUGCACUCAAAUAAGGAUGGAGAUAUGCGAUUCGCAUCAGGUGGUUGGAAUACAAGAAUGAACUAUGUUGGUCGUGCGCUCAAACACAAAGUACGUCUUUGACAGAGAAAUUCACUUGGUGUUGAGUGGUUGGAAUACAGUAUGCACACAAUGGCAGCUGGUCUACCAAGGUGUACAGAAUCCACCAUGCCUAAACCCAUGCAACGUGAAGAACAGUGGUUGAAAAUUAUAUCUGCUGUACAUUGAGUGGUUUGAAUACAACUACAAGAGAUCCUCCUGCCAUGUUAUUAAAAAAAUUGGAGGUUGUUCUGAAUUUUGGGUUGUUAUUUCCCCCAACCAUCUCUAUAACGUGUCCAGUUUGUAUGAGCAAAUUCCAGUGAUAAUCCGGGUAUAUGCUAUCAUUUCAACUGUAGUGUAUUGAGUGACAUGGCUUUCCUGUUUCUAAUUCACAUUCUGUAUUCAUGCCAUGUGGACUGAAAUAGCGAGAGUAUUCCAGUAGGAGUAUUCGGAUGUGGUAUUCACAAAAGCUCAUUUUAGGGCUCAAAAAUGUAUAUCUUUCCAGCUGAUUUUCUCCCAUUUCUCUCUCUCUCUCUGUGGCUCAUAUUCAUAUUGGUGGACUGGUUUAAGCAAUUAAUUGUCUACAAAUUAUUGUAAUUCUUUUAACAACGAUAGAAAGCCAGACAUGGAAAUAAAUUGAGAAUAUUCAUGUCGACAUGAUUUUUGUUGGUUAAUUUAGUUACAGAAUAAUGAUAACUCAUGAGGGAUAGAGAGGUUUAUUCUUUGUACUCCAUAUCUUAACGAAGUACUAGUUGUACCCACUUAAACCUGGACUAUUUAUUAAUACUGCCCCCUCAUCUUCUCAUCCCCUUCCCUCUCUAUUUCACUUGUGAAAAAAUGCUCAUGUUCAACUUUCAUAUCUAUGCGUCAUUGUAUACUGUUUGUCAUUUCUUUUCAUUUGCAGUUCCACUGACAAUAAUAUGUGCAGAGUAUUCAUCUGAAAAUACAUGAAGAUGUCCUCAAAGUCCUGAUAAACAUUGUACAAGGCCUCAAACAAACAAAAAACAAAAA